UGGGAUUUCAAAGACGUCUGGCCGACCUACUCAGAACACAUUGUUAAAAAUUGCACAUUUCUAAUUCAAUAGACUUUUAUUCCUACCUAUCUAUUUUAAAGUUCAAAAAUCAAUUUAAAAGAAAUUUGAAAAUCAAAGAACGAUGGGAAAAUCUAAAAAGACCAAGACUGAUCAAGUUGAGGCUGUGGAGCAAAGCGAAAACAUUGAGAUAGAAAAAAAUAGUGUAAAACUUGAGAAAUCAAAGGUGUUGAUUGAGAUCAAAGCCAAGCCAAAUCAACCGUCGAGAAGUUUAGUUGAGGAUGAAGGUGAAGAUGAAGAUAAUUAUAUUGCACCAGCUAAAUCAGCGUUUGCCUUGUUGGAUAUUGAGUCUGGGGCAGACGAAAGUGACGACGUGGAAGAGUCACCAAAAGUUGUUUCAAAAAAAGCCAUUGGUACAAAAAAACCAAUAGAUGCACAAAAGGUAAACAAAAAAUUAAAUAAGAAGAAGGAAAAAAAAGCAACAAAGGAAGAAGAUGACGAUUUAGACAGAAUGAUUGCCGAGCUCAAACUAGAAUAUAAUGAGCCCAAUGCUAUGUCAAAUAAAAAAGACAAAAAGGCAAAAUCCAAACAAGCUGAAGUAACAAAAGUUGAAAGUACGCUGACUAACAAAUCAACAAAAGCAUCUGAAAAGGAAAAUGAUGGUAAAGUGAAAGACGAUGUAAAAAAGGAACAAGAACUUGCAGGGGAUGGCAAGAAGAAAAAAGGACCGAACAAAGCAAUGGUUGCUAUUAUGCAAGAGCGACUAAAAUUAGUGAAGGAAGAAGAAGAACGACUUAAAAAAGAAGAGGAAGAAAAACUUAGAGCAGAAGAGGAAGCUGAAAGAGUACGUGCAGAAAAGAAGCGUGUUGAAGCGGAGAAAAAAGAGAAAAAGAAAUUAAAGGACAAAGAACGUAAGGAGCGACUUAAAGCCGAAGGGAAACUCUUGUCAGAUAAACAAAAACGCGAAAAAGCCAGAGCUGCUGCUAUGAUUGAGUCUCUAAAGGCUCAAGGACUAGACUUGCCUGAAAUAGGAGAAAAAAGAACUCGUCCUGGAACUCGUGUACGUCUCUCAAAAUCAAAAAAGAACGAUCUUCAAGAAAAAUGUUUGUCUUCAGAAAUAUCUGAAAAUAAAGACAGUAAAAUAACAAAUCAAACGGAACUACAUCAAUUAAACAAAAUUCCAGUAGAAGAAACUGUCAAAGAUUCCUGGGAUGCUGAUUCAGAGUCAGAAGAUGAUUUCGUCAAAGUAGAAACACCCCUUAUAAAUGAUGAAGAAAAAUGUGAAGGAGAAGAACAAAGUGAAGAAUCAGACGGUUCUGAUUCUGAUAUGGAAUCUAAAGAAGAAAGUGAGAGUGAAGAGGAAUCUAAAGAAGAUGGAAAAUCUCACGCUGAAGCUGCACGGGAAAGAGCUUUGGCUAGAAUAAAAAAACGUGCUACUGAAGCGGAAAACUCGCGUUCUUUAGACAAUUUGAGAGCAGCUAUUGUAUGUGUGCUGGGCCAUGUCGACACUGGGAAAACCAAAAUUUUGGAUAAACUCAGGAGAACAAAUGUUCAGGAUGGUGAAGCAGGUGGAAUAACGCAACAAAUUGGAGCCACCAAUGUACCUAUUGAAAAUAUAAAAGAACAAACGAAAUUUGUACAUGAUUUUAUUAAAAUGGAUUUUAAACUUCCCGGUCUUCUAAUAAUCGAUACACCAGGUCACGAGUCUUUUAGCAAUUUGCGAAGCAGAGGUUCAUCUUUAUGUGAUAUUGCUAUUCUCGUUGUUGAUAUAAUGCAUGGUUUAGAACCACAAACAAUUGAAUCAAUAAACUUACUUAAACAAAGGAAAACACCAUUUGUAGUUGCCUUAAACAAAAUUGACCGUUUGUAUGACUGGGAAACGUAUAAUCGCAAAGAUAUUCGUGACAUCAUUAAAUCUCAAGGAACGAAUACACAACAAGAGUUUCAAAAACGCACUAACGAUAUCAUAGUUCAAUUUGCAGAACAAGGCUUAAAUGCUUCUCUCUUUUAUAACAACCCCGAUCCAAAGAGUUAUAUAUCUUUGGUACCAACUAGUGCCGUUACUGGUGAAGGAAUGGGAAAUUUGUUAUUUUUGAUAUGUCAAUUCUGUCAAUCACAAUUGCCAAAACGUUUAAUGUUUAGUGAAGCCCUACAAGCUAGUGUUUUGGAAGUAAAAGCAGUUGCAGGUUUAGGAACUACAAUUGAUGUAAUUUUGGUUAAUGGUCGUCUACGAGAGGGACAAACAAUGAUACUGGCUGGCACCGAAGGUCCUAUUCAAACCCAAAUAAAAGCAUUGCUAAUGCCUCAGCCAAUGAAAGAACUUAGAGUCAAAAAUGCUUUUUUGGAACACAAAGAAGUAAUGGCAGCACAAGGUGUUAAAAUAGCUGCAAAAGAGUUGGAAAAAGCUAUCGCUGGGCUAAAUCUUCAAAUUGCACAGAAACCUGAUGAAGUCGAAAUAUAUAAGGAAAUAGUAGCUAAAGAUCUUCGAAGUGUUUUGAGUAGUAUCAAAUUGAGUGAUCGUGGGGUCUUUGUACAGGCUUCUACUCUAGGAUCACUUGAGGCUUUGUUACAGUUCCUCAAAGAUUCGAAAAUACCGUACUCAGGUAUACGAAUUGGUCCAGUUGUAAAAAAGGAUGUUAUGAAAGCAUCAAUCAUGCUUGAGCAUGAUAGUCAAUACGCUACGAUACUAGCAUUCGAUGUCAAAAUAGAACGUGAUGCACAGGAUUUAGCCGAUCACUUAGGUGUAAAAAUUUUUCAAGCUGAUAUUAUUUAUCACUUGUUCGAUAAAUUCACAGCAUACAGAGAAGAACUCAAAUUACGCAAAAAGAAUGAGUUUAAACAUAUUGCUGUUUUUCCAUGUAAACUUAAAAUUUUACCACAAUUUAUAUUUAACUCCAGAGAUCCAAUUGUGAUGGGAGUUAUGGUAGAAGCUGGUAUAGUCAGAGAAGGUACUCCUAUUUGUGUGCCUAGUAAAGACUUCAUUGAUAUUGGUGUAAUAACUUCGGUUGAAUGUAAUCAUAAACAAAUUGAUUAUGCUAGAAAAGGACAAGAGGUUUGCAUAAAAAUUGAAUCAACUGGGGAUGCUCCAAAAAUGUAUGGUCGACAUUUUGAUGAAACAGAUAUGCUUGUCAGUAAGAUAUCCCGUCAGAGCAUUGAUGCAUGUAAAGAUUACUUCCGUGAUGAACUUUUGAAAUCAGAUUGGGCUUUAAUGGUAGAAUUGAAGAAAACUUUUCAGAUUUUGUAGUAAUUUACACAUUUGUUUUAUCUAUUUGCUUUUUUAUAAAACUUUUCCAGGAAAACAAAAUACAUAUUAUGUUUGAAUU
Molecule: messenger RNA, 3341 nt
Organism: Culicoides brevitarsis
Lineage: Eukaryota; Metazoa; Arthropoda; Insecta; Diptera; Ceratopogonidae
Gene: eIF5B
Product: eukaryotic translation initiation factor 5B
Exons: 13
Coding region: 143-3262 (1039 amino acids)
Biological process (GO): translational initiation
Cellular component (GO): cytoplasm; mitochondrion
Molecular function (GO): translation initiation factor activity; GTPase activity; GTP binding
Source: RefSeq, a predicted model, not a curated record